Messenger RNA from Spodoptera frugiperda (fall armyworm), 1331 nucleotides. RefSeq lists its product as uncharacterized. Gene Ontology annotation, cellular component: nucleus. NCBI's taxonomy places the organism in Eukaryota, Metazoa, Arthropoda, Insecta, Lepidoptera, Noctuidae. Bases 134 to 1282 code for a protein of 382 amino acids. The record is from RefSeq and is a predicted model, not a curated record. The transcript is spliced from 3 exons.
GGUCAUGUCACAUUCAUCAGUGUUGAAGAAUCAAAACAAGCAAAGCGUUUGAAUUAUUUUGUAUUAAAAAGUUAAUUUUAACUCAUAAUAUACCAAAGUUCUAUGUGUAUUAACGUUUUAAAAUAAAUGAACCAUGUUUGGAAUACAUUUGAGGCAGUUAUACCGUACCUGUGAUAAGGUUAUAAUUCGUAACCUGAGGAGUCGGAGAUUUGAUAUUGCAAAACCAAACCCUGGAUUAAAUAAUCGAUUAAAAGCUUUUCAAGAAGAUGGUAUGCCAAUAAAAGAAGAAAAUCUUGAAGAAUUUGUUGAACAAUCUGAAAGUGACUUUUAUAAUGUCGGACAAGCAUACAAAGAAUUUCAAACAGAGACUUUAGUGGGUAAGCAUGAGCUGCGUCAUCACAUCGUUAAAGACAAGUACUUCAAAGAGCACAUGCCUAACUUACUGACUUGGAGUGAAAAGGAACAAAUCCGUCACUUGGCCAGCAGUGAACCUGAUGAGUGGACUCCGGAGAGGAUAGCUGAAAGCUUUCCUGUUACUGUACCUUUUGUAAAGAAACUCCUCAAAUUCCCAUGGAAACCAGCCACAGAAGAGCGCAUCGCGCGUCACGAUGCUUCAGUUAUGAGAAAUUGGAGGGAACUGAAGGAGGGCUCUUUGGACAUACCACCAGAGGUCAGGGAACAUUUCCUGAAAUUCUCUGAAAGAACUAUUCCCCCAUUGAAGAAGGAAUCUAUUAAAGUUGACAUCACACCUGAAAGAGAUCUUGGGGAGUUCGAGAGGAUUGUUAGAAAAUGUGCAGCUAAGGAAAACAAAGAGACUAAUGCCAAGCCUACUGACAGUAAUGAACCUCUUGCAUUACAGAGUUCAGAUACUAAAACUAAUUCUAAAGAAAAACAGCCAAAAAGAGAUGAUAAAUUUAUAACCUUAGAUGAACUUACUGCGAAAAUUAAGAAAAGUUUAGACAAAGGUAAUCAAGUUGAUAUUAAGGAUAGAAUUAUUGUAAGCUCAACAGAAGAAUUAGCACCAAGCCCGAGCACUAAAGAAAAAAUAGUCAGAGAGAAGGAGGAACAUAAAGAAUUAAAAUUGUUCCACGAUAAAUACCCUGAAAGUGGUAUAGUUGAGUUUAGGAAUGAAGUUGAAGAUCCAAAAGAGAUCAUGAAUUAUCCAGAAAGGAUAAGAAUACCUAAGAAGGCCUAUAAGAAAGGAGCCACAUAUAAAGUAAAUGAUUGUUACUAUGAUCAUGAUGGUAGAUUCUUAUACAGAGUAUUAGGCAUGUCUCAAUAAUGUUGAACAUAAAUUGAUUAUCGUCUUACUCAUGUAACUGUUUGAUGAG